Messenger RNA from Plasmodium coatneyi, 2734 nucleotides. RefSeq lists its product as uncharacterized. Bases 1 to 2355 code for a protein of 784 amino acids. Lineage: Eukaryota; Apicomplexa; Aconoidasida; Haemosporida; Plasmodiidae. The record is from RefSeq and is a predicted model, not a curated record. The transcript is spliced from 10 exons. Gene Ontology annotation, biological process: G protein-coupled receptor signaling pathway; response to pheromone.
AUGACCAUGCCAAGGGGGGGAUUCCUAAAAGCUGUGUUUUUCCUCCUGUGUGCUGCGCUCUGGGAUGGGCGUUUAGCCCCCUGGGAGAUGUGGCCACACAGUUGUGUCCCCCUGUUGAGUGUUAAAGGAAGAACCAAUGUGAGCCGCUUUUACGCAGCAGGGAAGGUCAUAUAUGGGUUGAAGGAAGACAGAGACUUUAGUGUGUAUGCCCAAUUUUGUUACAGUAGGAGUGGGCGCACAAAGGAAAAAAAGGGAGUGCUUAUUCUGACCAGCUCGUACAUCCCCAAUGGGAAAAUGUUAAUCCUGAAGCAGACGGAGCAGGAGAUUAACAAGUACAUGAAUGGGAAGGACGGAAAGACGUGUGCAGACUUAGAGGGGAAAGCUUUGUUUGUCCACCCAUUUGGGAGCACCCCCCAAGGGAAUUUACCCAAUUCGUAUUCCCUUUAUGAGGAACAUAUCGGUGACCAUUUGAAGGGAACCCAGUUGAACUUUGUCCUACUCGCUUGUGGACGCCACGUGAAGAAUGCCUACAAAAUUGAGUUCCGAAAUAAUACGCACUUUUUGAGGAAUCAUUUUUCUUGCGAGGAUCAGGGGCUCAUCGAGAUCCACCUUCUCCUGGUGGUCAUCUUAGGCGUCCUCUCCCUUGCAUACAAAUCGAAGCAGGAAUCGUUAAGGAGAGCACACAGCGCCCUGAAGGAAGGCGUCCACAUGGCUGCAAUCUUUUUUGUCCUCUCUAAUAUAUGCUACCUCAUACAUAUAUUCUUUUAUGCGUUCAACGGGACAGGGUUCACCUCACUGAAGGUGCUCAGUCAGAUAGGUGAAUCCAUUUACGACUGCUUCGUGGUGACCAUUAUUUUUUACAUUAUGUGUUGCACAGUCGAUAGAGAGAAACGGAGGGAAGACACUUUUCGAACUUCGCUCAGCUAUGGCGUCCUCAAAUUUGUGUACCUUCUGGUGGAAAUGCAAAACCAGCAGGAGUUGAAUCUCUACGCAUCUUUGCACUCAGGUUGGGGAAGAGCAAAACAUGGUGCCGUUACUUCCCACGUGGUGAAUGUAUCCACGCGUUCCUACCCUUUUACCAUUUCAUGUCGAUUCAUUCAUCCACACACACACACAUACACAUAUACAAAUAUACACCUUUGUGCAGUUGUAGCUCUACCUUUUGUGGUUUACCGCGUGAUCAUAGCAGGUGCAGAUUUGCUUCUCCACCGUAGCGUUUCACCAAAGAUUUACGAAAACUACAAACGACUGCUGAUGGAGAAGACCUCGAGGGAGGAGACUUUCUUCAUAUCACUUCACAUGUUUUUGUUAGUUCAUUGGGGAGGGGUAACUCACUCAGGGGGGUUAUCCACUGACAAACCGUCCCCUCAACACUGCAGAUACAACCUCUGGAUUUUGUCCAUCCCGGCGUACUACCUGUUGAUGAGCAAAGCUUCCGUCCAUUUUACCCACCUGUACGUGCACUUUUCAAACCUUCUAAUUUUGAUAUAUUUGGUGCACGUCAUUUCGGAGAAGAAGUACGAAGUCACGGAAUCCCGGCACCCCUACUUGGAUAUGGAGAAGGAGGAACCUUUCAACGUAGCCAUUUUUCUCCACCCCCGAGCGAAAAAUAUGUAUUAUGUGAAAAAGUAUGAACAUAAGCUGCUGAGCGAAACGUUGCGAUUUUUGGGCUUUACAGUAAAGUGGGGAAUUCACGAAAAUGGCUACUGGAUGACAAAUCUGAAUUAUUCCUUUGACUAUAUGUUGUCCAAUUUAGUGAUAAAAUAUUUUAAGGAAAAGAAAGUCAAAUCGGUUAUAGAUGUAGGGUGUGGGUACGGGCACUACGUGAACGAAUUAAACUUUCACAAAAUAAGGGCAGUGGGCGUUGACGGGAAUUCUAAGCUAGUCAAUCUUCUAAAAAAUGAGGACAUCUUCCCACUGGACGCCACGAAUGAAUACUUCGUAGCGGAAAUACUGAACAAAGUGAACGACUCGAAUAGGAAAGAGCAUGCGAAGGACAGAUGUUUGGAAGCGAACAAAGUCAUAAAAAAGGCCGCAGAAAUUGGCAGGAGCGUUCUCCACUUUGACUACGUAUUAUGUUUGAACGUGGGGGAGUAUAUUCCCAAGAAAAAAGAAGAAGCUUUCCUCAAAAAUUUGGACAGACUAAACAGCAGGGGUAUUAUUUUAUCGUGGGACAUUCCGGACACCUUCAACACGGGGACGAUAAAUGAAAAGAGUGAGGAGGAAAUUCUUGACCUUUUUUUGAACGCUUAUAAUUACACCUAUGAUGAAAAGAGCAGUGCAUUUUUCCGGAAAAACUGCAGCAACGAUGCUCUAAAAAAUUGCAUAUACAUUUUUGAGAAGCGCAGAGGGUAGCUCUCCUUCCCUUCCAUUACUUGCACGUAUUGUGUGUAUUUAAAUAUGUCACGAGGCGGAUACGAUUUGGUAUCCAUUAUCUGUAAUCGGCUAUUUUUUUUUUUUUUUUUUUUUUUUCUGUUUAUAUGCUAUUUUGCUUCGUUCCUUAUUACUUCGGUCACCCACCUUCAUGGAGCUAGCUAACCAUAGUGUGUGUAAAUGGGCUCAGCGCGUGCGUGGCCAUGUUGGGUGAACCAUUUUGGUGAUUCUUUAGCACACCCUGCGUAUACUCCUUCUACACUUUAUUAAUAACUGGUGUAUCACCCGUUUGGUUUUUCUUCCUCAUGGGAACUCACGAACCACGUCAACUCCAAGCAUACAAAAUGUUAACACAUUUGUG